Pyrenophora tritici-repentis Pt-1C-BFP is the source of this 2712-nucleotide messenger RNA. RefSeq lists its product as uncharacterized. The record is from RefSeq and is a predicted model, not a curated record. NCBI's taxonomy places the organism in Eukaryota, Fungi, Ascomycota, Dothideomycetes, Pleosporales, Pleosporaceae.
AUGUCAAACUCAAACAACCCGUCCGCCAGCGCGACAUACGGCUUUGAUGCCGCCCGCAGACGCUCCCUCAACGCCGCCAGUCCCCCGAAUCCCUACGGUACAGCCCCGCUUUCCCCAUGGCACCGACACGCUGAGUCGAGACCUAACUAUGCGACAGGCCCCUCCCACGAUCCUCCACCGCCGCCGUCCUUUGCGCGACCGCAGAUGCCUCCCCCAUCCUCCCCCACCCAGCAGCAUCCCCAUGCAUCGCAACCGCCGCGCGCCCAGUACCCGUCCAACUUUGGCCCCAACAGAGAGCUGCCAGGACUAGGCCAGGCGCUGCGACCGGGCACGGGAAGCAGCAUGUCCAUCUCCUCCCUCAUCGGCGGCGGAGGUGACACAGGUGCGCCCGUCCAAACAACACAAUCACAGUCGUCACCUGCCACAAGCGCGCCUUCGUCCAACGGCCACAGCAUGCAGCCGCCUUCGCCUCGCCGGGCCCUGCACUCUGGCCCGCGACAAGAUUUUGCUCCAUUCCGACGCCAGCCCACGCCGGAGCGCAGCAUGUAUGGGAGCAACACGUCGCGCCCAUCCGAGGGACACGCCUUUUCGGCUGGCUCUCCGCGACAGUCCUACAGCACCCACGGCUCGCCUGAUCUGGGUCGCCAAUCGCUUCCGCCAACCACGCAGUCUUACAAGCCGAUGAACUUUACCAGUCAACGACCAUACGCGCAAGACCCAAAUCGCCAGCCCCCGGGAGGUGUUCCACCGCGACCAAACAGCCAGCCUCUCGGCCCUCUAGGAGAUGCUGAACAAGAGGGUAGACCGGUGUACGAUGGCUUUGGAGGGCGGCGCAGCGCAUAUGGCCCUCAUGAGGAGCGGCGAAGAACCCUAGGGGAAUCGCACCGACCAAACCCUGCAGACCUCUUGGCUGAUGGUGGCCACAACGCGUCUGAGAGAGACCGGCCUGUGACAGUGCACCCUGUGUCGCAGUCAGCCUUUAGUCCACCUCAAGAGCAUCGCAACAUCGCAGGCUCAUCUGAACCCCCGCGUAGCCUUUGGCGUCAUUCGGCGCCAACAAGCGCUGGUCGCGAACCCAUUCCAGAGAGCCGGCAAGAAGAGCCUCCAGCAAUGCAUCGCGCUUAUGGUCCAUACCCACCCGUACAGGGCGGUACGCGCUACUCUGGCCAGGGUCUUGAGGACAUGCUUCGACGCAAUGUAGAACAGUUGGGUCACCGUGUGGUCGAGCAGUACCACGCCCCUCCCACAUCGGAUCCGAACUCAUUGGAUCGACAUAGGACCGAGCCGCUGUCCCGUUCCUUAUCCUCUGGGGGACGAUCGUUAUACGAUCAGCCCCCUAAGAUGGGCGAGGCCAUGCAACACUCGAAAUCACAUAUUGGCUUUGGACUAGAGGCCAGCCGUCGAACUGGCCGCGCGUCUCCACUUCCACAGGCUGUCCAAGGUGCACAAGCGCAGCCCUUGUCAGUUGGCAAAGAUCCUGGCAUCAAGAGUGAGUUCGGGCGAAUGUUUUCCGGUCUCGGCAGCGGGCUGGGGACGUCAACUCCAUCACGGGGAAGUCCGUUGCCUCAAGGAUCGUUCGAAUCGGACAACGGCGAGAUGAUGAAACGAAUUGGUUCCCAGCAGGGCAGGAGACUAAAACGCGUCAAGGAUGAAGAGGGUAUUUUCGAUCUAGAGAAUGCAGACGGCAGAGGAACACCGUCUGGCACCCGUGGGGCUAAGAGGGGCAAGCACCACCAUCAUCAUGCUCCACAUCACCAUCACCACCAUCAUCAUCACCACCACAAGCCUGACGACGAGGUACCACUUCCAUCGACCUCAGCUCCGAUCAACGGACGACAAUCGAGCGUACCUCAAGCUGUCCCCGGCCAUUCCGUCCAUCACCAUCACCACAUCCAAAGCAACCCACACCAUCAUCAUCACCAUCAUGCUCCUAGAGCUAACCAGCAGGCGCCGCUUGUUCCGACCAAGAUAUCGACCAAAGUUCACGAUGUACAGCCUAUCCUUGACGAAGCGGCUAAACGUCCAAGGAAGCACCUUGGAUCGCAGCUGUAUCAGGCAAGGACAGAAUUGCCAAAACCCAACUCAUCACUGGAUGACCAAUUUGGUUAUGCCUCGAAACCGCAACGACUGCCACGCUUUGAUGUCAAUCCUAUCAAUUGUACCUUCACCAUCAGGGUGCCCCGUUACUACCUGAAGCCACGACAACGACAACACGUUGUAUUGGAGAGGCACCUCUGGGGCGCGCGUGUGUACCGCGACGAUUCAGACCCCAUCGCUACUGCGAUUCAUUCCGGAUGGAUCCGUGGUGAGUGGGAUGACACUGUCGAUGUCGCCAUGCUGGAUCCACGCAUUACGGCACCCAACGACCCAUCGGACGCCGAAGACGUUCUCACCAAAAUGCCAGCUGCUCCUGUGACGCCGCCUGCAGAUAUGGAUCUACAGAUUGAGAUACUUAUUCUACCACAAUUACAAGAGUACACGGGCUCAGUCGAAUACGGCAUCUCGAGCAGAAAGAGCAAGGCUCAUGAAGGCCUCAGCUUCAUGAUCAACAAAAUCAGAUGGGUCGAAGAAGGAAUUGGCAGCCGAGGACAAGAAAGGACAGCAGCUGCGCUAAAGCGUCGUCUUGACGCCAGUGCUACUCUGCUCGCAUUGCAGAGUGGAAUCGACAACUCUCACCGCAGGGUCAACGGUAUGGCGAAGCUGCAUGCUUGA